AUGGGGCGCCGCAAGCGCGAUGAUGGCGACGACAGAGCCCACCUCAAGAUGUGCCUUGCCCUGGGGGUGACUCCUGGUGACGAAAGCCACGACCUCGACUGCCUCAGGCCACCCAAGAAAGCCAAGCGCAGGCAGCUCGCCGAGCCGCGGCCGCCGGGCGCAAGCGCGGACGAGCCCGACAAGCGGCUUGGGCCCGACGGCUCAAUAGUCAG
Molecule: messenger RNA, 212 nt
Organism: Monoraphidium neglectum
Lineage: Eukaryota; Viridiplantae; Chlorophyta; Chlorophyceae; Sphaeropleales; Selenastraceae
Exons: 1
Source: RefSeq, a predicted model, not a curated record